Molecule: messenger RNA, 1519 nt
Organism: Magnolia sinica
Lineage: Eukaryota; Viridiplantae; Streptophyta; Magnoliopsida; Magnoliales; Magnoliaceae
Product: probable methyltransferase At1g29790
Exons: 1
Coding region: 1-1194 (397 amino acids)
Molecular function (GO): methyltransferase activity
Source: RefSeq, a predicted model, not a curated record
AUGAAGGAAUUGUCAAUCGAUAGAAAAAAUGAUGACUCCGCAUUGAAGCAUGAGCGGCUGAGAUACAUGACUUUUCUGGCAGAUGUUCUGGGUCACUUGGAAUCGAUGCAAGUUUUUCUCCCACAAAUAGAUGAAACCAAUCAGCAAGGGCGUGGAAUUGGGGUUGUUCAUCCGCUGUCAAAGAGCACUGAACAGGACGAUGAUGUUGUCGAUUUCUUUCUGAUUGAAGAAAUCCGAAAGUAUGUUAAAAUAAAGCCCAACAGACUGGGGAAACAGAACUUUAUGGGAGCGAAUGGGACGUUCACAAGCAUUGGCCAUGCUUGUUUCUCCAUGAAGCAGGAGCUAGAAGAGUACAUGGACUAUGAUGUGGGGGACUUCUGUAAGGAUGACUGGAAAUUGGGCCAGAAGCUAAUGGUUCAUGGCUGUGAUCCUUUGCCAAGAAGGAGAUGUUUCUCAAGAGCUCCACAGCUCUAUAGCAAGCCAUUCUCUAUUAAUGAGUCCAUGUGGAGACUCCCAGAUGACCGAAAUGUACGUUGGAGUCAGUACAGAUGCAAGAGCUUCACUUGUCUGGCUAACAACAAGACUGGCAAAGGAUUCUUCAAAUGUGCAGAUUGCUUCAAUCUCACCAUUCAUGAAAUGCCCAGAUGGAUGAAACUCAUGAGUUAUGACCCGAAUAUGAAUUCGACUGCCGAUUUCCUUAUCGCAGAAGUUCUGAAAAUUAAGCCUGGGGAGAUAAGGAUCGGGUUGGAUUUCAGCAUUGGGACUGGGACUUUUGCUGCAAGGAUGAGGGAGUUUAAUGUCACGAUCAUCUCUGCUACCAUCAACCUGGGUGCUCCGUUCAACGAGAUGAUUGCGCUCCGAGGGGUUGUUCCUCUCUACUUAACCAUAAACCAAAGGCUUCCUUUCUUUGACAAUACACUGGACAUCAUCCAUACGACGAGAUUUCUCGAUGGUUGGAUUGAUUUUCAGCUCUUGGACUUUGUCUUGUAUGACUGGGACAGGGUUCUAAGGCCAGGUGGUCUGCUAUGGAUUGACCGCUUCUUCUGUUUGGAGAAGGAUUUGGCUGAUUACCUAGAUGCAUUUAAGAUGCUCAGGUACAAAAAGCAUAAAUGGAUUGUUGUGCCCAAGCUGGAUAAAGUCGGUCAAGAAAUGUUCUUUUCUGCAGUCCUUGAGAAGCCACCGAGGCCAUUCUGAUCUCAAAAUAUCAGAGAGUUUUGAGGUUCUCUGUUGAAUCUUCAUGUCGUUUCUCAAAAUUUUUGUACUGAAAAUCAAAAUCCAAGUUUUAGUGUUAGAUUCUUUUAGAACAUGAGAUGCCUGACUGAAUGUGAGAAAAAGGGUGUUGCCUGCUUCUUUCUGAGUUUGUAGUUUAGGCAAGUUUAGAGCAUUAUGAAGUUGCUAGUUUCUGACCAUUGUAGCACAUUGCAUUGAGUUGCAUCAUUAUGAAAGCAUCCAUACUAAUGUGUAUUUUCUUUUGGAAAACGAAAAUUACUGCUUCGAGCAUCAUAAUAACUUGAUAACA